Molecule: messenger RNA, 1536 nt
Organism: Cyclocybe aegerita
Lineage: Eukaryota; Fungi; Basidiomycota; Agaricomycetes; Agaricales; Hemipholiotaceae
Source: the annotation of a GenBank genome assembly
CAUGACGCUAACUGCACUCACUAUGGAGGAUCCUCGACUCCUGUUCUGCGUAUCUGUUGCCCUCCUCUCGUAUUUGGCUCUCAAGUACUUCAGUAAGCGGCCCACACUGCCACCCGGUCCUAGGUCGCUUCCCCUCCUCGGAAGCAUGGUCGACAUAACAUCAAAAGAACUUUGGUUGCGUGUCGACGAGUGGGCCAAGAGAUACGGCCCUCUUGUCCGUCUGAGCGUCUUCGGUCAAAACCUGAUCUUUGUUAACGACGCCGACGUCGCGUGCGAGUUGUUUGACAGACGUGGAGCUAUGUAUUCUGGCAAGCCACGGUUUGUCAUGGUUGGCGAGUGGUGUGGUUGUGAAAACAUGAUUUUCUUCACCACCUAUAAUGAAAGACACAAGAGAUACCGAAAGCUCAUGCAGGCUACUCUUGGACCUCGAAACAUCGCAGGGUACCACAAGCAACUCGAAGCCGGCUCGAUUUCUCUUAUCCGCUCUUUGGUAUCCGAUCCCAACAACUACAAUCGCCACUUCCGCCGAUAUGCUGGCGGAUUGACACUUGCCACUGUCUAUGGGUAUACUCCAUCCUCUAGUGACGAUCCGUUCCUCUUGCUGGGAGAGCGGGCUUUGAGCCUCUUGGCAAAUGAGAUGGGCGCAGGAAUUGGAUUAUGGCUUGUGGACGUCUUCCCUGUGCUGAAGCACAUCCCAACAUGGUUCCCUGGCGCAUCCUUCAAGAGAAAUGCUGCGAAAUGGAAGCUUAGGAUGCUUGAAUUUGCUGAUAAGCCGUUCGCGUUUGCUAAAGAGAGCCUGAGGUGUGGCACACCUACGCCGUCGUUCUGCUCAUCGCUUCUUAGCGAAGGCGAGAUCUCUACAGAGCGCGAGGCAGAUAUAAAGUGGACCGCCAAUUCCAUGUACACUGCAAGCGCAGAUCCGACCAUAGCUAUACUAUCGAAUCUUAUCCUUGCAAUGCUACUCCACCCAGAACCUUUCGAUAUAGCUAGGAAAGAGAUGGAAGAAAUCGUUGGAACGGACAGACUACCGACCUUCAAUGAUCGAGCCUCUCUCCCCUACGUAGAAUGCAUUUUCCUGGAAUCAUUGAGAUGGGGAAGCCCGGUGCCACUCGAUCUUCCGCACCUGGUAGAAGAAGAAGACGUUUAUGACGGUAUAACCAUCCCCAAGGGCUCUUUGAUAAUCGCAAACUUGUGGUCAAUGCUCCACGACGAGUCUCGCUACUCUGAUCCGUAUUCAUUCAAGCCCGGACGCUUUAUGAACGUCAGUGAUCCGGAGGCGAAAAAGAAAUUGGAUCCGCGGACCUUUGUUUUCGCAUUUGGAAGACGCCGUUGCCCUGGAGUGGAUCUUGCAAACUCAUCCCUGUGGCUAACGUUGGCUGUAAUGGUAGCUACCAUUGACGUGUCGAAGGCGCGAAACCCGGAUGGAUCGAUUGUAGAACCAAAGAUUGAAUACAAUGACACGUUCUUCAGGAUUGCAUCGCCCUCUAAGAUUAAGAUUCAUCUUCGAUCGACUUUGCUUGACAGGGACACGAAUUG